Messenger RNA from Oryzias latipes (Japanese medaka), 937 nucleotides. RefSeq names its product cilia and flagella associated protein 77 (gene cfap77). The record is from RefSeq and is a predicted model, not a curated record. NCBI's taxonomy places the organism in Eukaryota, Metazoa, Chordata, Actinopteri, Beloniformes, Adrianichthyidae.
AGCGGGCUUCCGUAGGUUUGGAUCCGUGCCAAUGGUUCGUGUUGCCAUAACAACAGAAGACACCGACACGACACCAAAAUUCACCUGAGCCUUCCUCUGACCUCAGAAACCAGCCUGAAGCCUGAGGAUCAGUAGCUGUGACCUAUCAUUGUUCAGCAAACUCCUUGCCUUCAUCACCUUUCACUGUCAGCUUUACAAAAGAGCAUGUCAUCACCGAGGCUGGGCGUGGUCAGAAAGUCCAUGCUGACCAACCCGCUGCUAAUCAAGCCCCCCCUAGGCAGAGCCUGUUCCAGGGGUCUGUUUUUUCCUGAACCAGACGUCCCAUGUGGAAUCAGGUCUCACUGUAAUGGAAGCGUGGCUGAAGUUCUGUCCCACUGGGAGGUGCAACCCCGCCCCAAGGAGCUCCUUCAAAGUACAAACUUUAUGUCUCUAAACCGGGAUGCUGUGAGAGCCGGUGUGGUGACGUCCAAAGAGAUGAGUCAGUACCGGGCCCAGAGGGCCAAAGCCCCCAUCCAGAGCUGGAGCUCUUCGAAAGACAACCCCAACGCUUCAGGACGCUCAGUGCCUGACAUUAUGUUUGGAGUAACACACAAGCCAUCCGACAAAAUGGCAGACCUCCUCUCCCACACCUAUGGCCACCUCUGGCUGGAGAAGGAGCUAAGCAGACCCAGAGAACCUGGAAAAAGGGUCAAACCUCUUGUUCCAGCAGAAACCAGAACCGUCUUGUUGAGGAAGAGCAGAUCGCUGCCGAUCAUAAAACAGCCUGUCAAACUGCCUGAGUUUGCACAGGUGGCGCCAGCUCUUAACACCUUCAGGGAUCCAAAGGACCGUGAGCAAGCCCUCAGAGCUCAUUAGUUCAGUUUUGUGCCCAGGAAGAAUUCUCCAAACUGAUUUGAAGGAUAUACUGACUCCCUAUUUUAAUAAAUGAUGAACUGUC